Molecule: messenger RNA, 318 nt
Organism: Penicillium egyptiacum
Lineage: Eukaryota; Fungi; Ascomycota; Eurotiomycetes; Eurotiales; Aspergillaceae
Source: the annotation of a GenBank genome assembly
AUGGAACCAAAAGUCGGCGUCUCUGUAUUCGUCCGGAACAAUGGAGGCAAGUUCGUCCUUGGCAAACGAUUAGGAAGCACUGGAGCAGGCACCUGGGCCCUGCCGGGGGGGCACCUCGAAUUCGGCGAAUCUUUGGAAACUUGCGCAGCGCGAGAAGUGCUCGAAGAGACAGGGCUUGUUGUGCAAGAUUUACAGUUUCUAACUGUCGUGAACAGCGUCAUGCAUACAGAAGGCAGGCACUAUGCCGUUGUUUUUUUCGGGGGAUACAUCAGCGAGAAAGACGGAGAGGCUUACCAACCUCAGGUUAGUAUUUGGUAG